Molecule: messenger RNA, 1308 nt
Organism: Asparagus officinalis (garden asparagus)
Lineage: Eukaryota; Viridiplantae; Streptophyta; Magnoliopsida; Asparagales; Asparagaceae
Product: diacylglycerol O-acyltransferase 2D-like
Exons: 10
Coding region: 1-1029 (342 amino acids)
Biological process (GO): triglyceride biosynthetic process
Cellular component (GO): endoplasmic reticulum membrane
Molecular function (GO): diacylglycerol O-acyltransferase activity
Source: RefSeq, a predicted model, not a curated record
AUGGCGGCUGGUGACUGGAGGAGAAGUCAUUCUAGCACAGGAGAGUAUCUUAGCGAUCUCUGUAAUGCCGUCACAAACCCAAAACCCAGCGAGCCGACCGUCUUCACGGGGACGGAAUAUUCCGCUAUCCGAACCACCGUCGCCCUCGCCGUCUGGCUCGGCGCCAUCCACUUCAACGCCGCCGCCGUCCUCAUCGCCGUAUUCCUCCUCCCCCUCCGCCUCGCCGUCACUGUAUUUGGGUUGCUGGUUCUGUUCAUGGUGAUUCCGUUGAAUGAUAAGAACAAACGGGGAGGGAAAUUAUCGAGGUUUAUCUGUAAAUAUGCGUGUGGGUAUUUCCCAAUAACUCUUCAUGUGGAGGACAUUAAGGCCUUUGAUCCAAACCGACCUUAUGUGUUCGGAUACGAGCCACAUUCGGUAUUACCUAUUGCUGUAUGUGCGCUUGCUGAUCACACUGGUUUCAUGCCAUUGCCAAAGAUCAAGGUCCUUGCAAGUAGUGCUGUGUUUUACACACCAUUCUUGAGGCAGAUAUGGACAUGGUUAGGGCUGGUUCCAGCGUCCAGAAAGAAUUUUUACUCGUAUCUGAAAGCUGGCUAUAGUUGCAUAGUAGUGCCUGGUGGUGUUCAGGAAAUUAUCCAUAUGGACCAUAAAUCUGAGGUGGCAUUUCUGAAAUCAAGAAAGGGGUUUGUACGGAUAGCCAUGGAGAUGGGCGCACCUCUUGUACCAACAUUUUGCUUCGGUCAGAGUCAUAUUUACAAGUGGUGGAAGCCCAGUGGGAAAUUGUUUGUGCAGAUUGCUAGAGCAAUCAAGUUCACACCGAUCAUAUUCUGGGGAAGAUUUGGGUCACCUAUACCAUUUCGACAACCAAUGCAUGUUGUAGUUGGAAGACCGAUCGAGCUUAAGAAAAAUCCUCAGCCAACAAUGGAAGAGAUCAAUGAAGUACAUGCACAGUUUGUUGCGGCGCUCCAAGAGCUCUUUGAGAAGUACAAAGCCAGAGCUGGCUAUCCUGAUCUUGAGUUGAGAGUUCUAUGAUCAUCCCCUACAUCAUCAGCUAGUUUGUCCUGCUGAUAUUGACGACGAGAGCUCGAUGCAAAAUGAGACUCAAAAUGGGAAAUAGAACAGCAGGAUCAGAAAAUUAAUGUUCUCUUAUCAAGUCGUCGGUGUCUUCAUUCUGCUUCGAGGUGUUUAUAUGUUUGUAACAUUGAAAACUUAGAUGUAUGUAUUUCUAUAUUUGUGACAUCAAAAUCUGGAUGUAUACUGAAUGUUUCGGUGGUGGUUGGUGGCAAUAUUUUGAAUUGUUGGUUGGAGCUA